AUGAAAGGGAUCUCGGAAGCGAAACGGAUGAAAGAGACAAAUGGUGUGGAAUCAGAUGCUGCUUUCGGCUCUACUAACGAAGUUUUGGCUUGUCUCAUCCAUCUCUAUCGCUUUGCGGAUGCAUACGAGUGCGUCAGAUUGCGCAACGACGUUAUCAGCGCCUUCAGCGACAUCGUGAAAGAUGGGAUGGUUCCCAACCCCGAAACCAUUGCUUUCGUGUUCGACAAAUUACCUCCUUCUUCUACCAUUUGUCAAUACUUCGUCAAGAGCGCUGCGCUGAAUUGGGGCCAAUACUUGGGCGCUCACCGAGCGCUACUCGAUGCUGCACAGCUGCCCCAGGACUUCUUAGUAGAAGUUGUGCACAUCAACCACAAGCUUGCAAGCAAAGGCAAAGGAAUGGAUGCAUUACGCAAGGAGAUACAAGAUCGCUGUAACUUCCAUGAGCAUGCGACCGAAGAUGAAAAGCAGCUGUGUAAGUCAAGACUGCUUCAGGACGAGCCGUUCAUAGACGCUCUUAUCUCCGCGUGCUUGGAGGCCUCUAAAGACGAGCGGACGACAUGA
Molecule: messenger RNA, 561 nt
Organism: Alternaria ventricosa
Lineage: Eukaryota; Fungi; Ascomycota; Dothideomycetes; Pleosporales; Pleosporaceae
Exons: 3
Coding region: 1-561 (186 amino acids)
Source: RefSeq, a predicted model, not a curated record